Messenger RNA from Seminavis robusta, 2782 nucleotides. NCBI's taxonomy places the organism in Eukaryota, Bacillariophyta, Bacillariophyceae, Naviculales, Naviculaceae. The record is from the annotation of a GenBank genome assembly.
AGUUACUGUGCAUCCAAUGUUCCGCGAAACGCGAAUCAAAAAAUCAAGACGUACUUCCCUCUCAUUGCUGCUGUCGCCUCCAAAAAUUCCCACUGCUAUCUCCCGGAACGUGAGAGGUGUCGUUCAUCCCAAACAACAUGAGUGCAUCAGUUGUCCCCAAGCACCGUCGCUUGGGAUCUCUUCCCAGUGAGUCCUUUGCAGAAGACGAUGGUCCUACAACAACGACCAAAGCUCUCUUGGUCUCGGUUGUGGCUCCGUGUUAUUUUACCAUUACCCAAGAAGAAGACGACGUAGAAUCGGAAGAAUUGGACAAGAUAGAAGGAAACGAUAAUGAUGAGAAUGAUAUAGAAGAGCCCAAGAGUGAUAAAGCAGCAAAUGACUCUGCUAGCACUCCCCCAGGAUCGGCGGCAGACAAGGAUCAUCCUCUGCUACGAGGUACAAUCAGAAACUCGGAACAGCCAUCCGGGCCCACAAGUGUCACAACCACCACAGCCCUCGUACCUCUCAAUGACACAACCACUACGUUUGCCGAGAAAAAAUCUAGCAGCAGCAGCAGCAGAAGCAGCAAGAAAAAACACCGAAUCACUCAUAGUGUGGACAGCAUGAUCGCUUCCUUGAGUAUAUCUUCUAAAUUGUCAGCCAACGGUGAUAAUCCACCAUCCAAAAAGGGUAGCAAUGCAAGUACCAGGACACAUCGAAGCACUCGAAGUAUCGACAGUGUCCUCACCGCUAUAAGUCUCUUAUCGGGUGUGGAACCACAGGAUGAAGAAGCUAUGCCCAUGAGGGACAUUGUUCAGGUAGAUUCCACAGAAAGCCAAGAAAUCACCCCAGAACAAGCUGCAGCCGUCAAGAAUGACCACAGAGAUCCAAGAAAGCGAGAGGUUCACAUCGAGGAGCUGCUUCGUAUUCAGUUCCAAAAGUUGUUGGCAGAGUAUCACUUUUUAAACCUCCCAACCUAUAAUCACGUCCAGGAUAAGAAUGUCAAUCGAGAUGAAAUUGCUCCUUUCAAACGACGUGGAUCGAUUAUUCGAGAAAUUCGGCAAAACGGAGAUCCCACAUCAUGGAUUCGUGUGGAAGUAAUGGCUCGUCCAGCCUCUUUGGGAAUUAUCUUGGCUCGUCUGGAACAUAUUGGAGUUGGAACAAACGUCGGAACUGUUUCUGUCUACAAGGCAGAACUUUGCAGGACGGCUUCUCCGUAUCUCAUGAUACCCAACAAUGAAUCGAACAUGACAGCAGGAGCGUCGUCCACAGAAACAACCGGAGAGUCGUCUUCCAAGCAGGACGAGACUCUGCCUCCGGACGCCAGCGAUGGUGCCCUGAGUGUCGCCACCAAGGGCGCCUCUAUUUCCGUGCUCGGCAGUGUUGCGCUGGAUGCCGAUGCGGAAAAGAUGCGGGCGGAACGGCUGAUUGCCGAAGCCAAGGCUGAAUGGAAGAAUGCAGCAACCCGCCUCAGGAUCGAACAAGUUAGAGAGCAGAUACAAAAUGGAGCGGCUCUGAGUUUUGAUUUCAUCGCUCUCUUGACCAUUGCAGGCAUCCUGGCCGGUAUUGGACUUAUCACCGACAAUACCGUUGUCAUUGUGGCAUCCAUGUUGGUGUCGCCAAUCAUGGGUCCCGUGCUGGGUCUAACCUUUGGCAGUCGAGUCAGAGAUUGGCCCCUGGUCACUGGAAGCCUUUUCAAUGAAUCAAUGGCCUUGAUGGUUUGUGUACUGAUUGGAUUGCUGAUUGGCAUUUUGGCAGGUUUUACGAAGGACGCUCGUGAAAAUUGGCCCACAAGUGAAAUGGAAUCGAGAGGUGAUGUGAUUGGGUUGUUGACGGGUGUGGCAGUUGCCAUUCCUUCAGGUGCAGGUGUCUGCUUGUCGAUUUUAGGAGGCAACACAUCCAGUCUGGUCGGGGUUGCCAUUUCGGCGUCCUUGUUGCCCCCAGCAGUCAAUGCUGGAAUCUGUUUCAUGCACUCGAUUCUGCUCGCUUUUGAUGUUGUCACGGUGGAUAAUGAUUAUACGGCUGGCGACUUUGCCCAGAUUGGAGCCAUCUCCUUUACAUUGACAGUGGUCAAUAUCGUUUGUAUUUGGGCUGCCGGGAUUCUCAUGUUUCACUUUAAAGAAGUGGCACCAACGGAGAGCAAGGGUGCGUUUUGGGCCAAAGAUAUCAAGGUGGCUCGGGAAUGGAACACCAAGCGGUCGGCCAGUGGCAAACCACCACCGUUGGUGGAUAUGAGUGUUGUGACAAAUGGAGUGAAAUCCGCCUUGCAUAAGAGAAGGAAGGAACGAAGCAACGAGGCCAAAGAGAAAGAGAGCCUUCGACCCAUCAAGACAGUCAAGAUCAAACCACCCAAGCGGAUUCCUUCGACGUCCCGCUAUGAUCGCCCCAAUCUGAAUUCAGCCUUUGCUUUCAAGCCGACCAGCAAACGAGCACUGUACACACCACUUGACCGCCACCAAUACGCGCAAGGUGAUCCUGCAUUAGGCAUUGUACAGGAGGAGAAGGAAAGCAAGGAUGACCUUCGCGACGAUGAAAGUGAAGCCUUUUAUGUGGAUUUGUCAGACAUGGCCGUAUUGUUGGGGCUUGACGAUGAGGAGGAGGAUGAUACCUUGAACAUUUUCUGGCAGAGAAUCCCCAGCCGAUAGAGACAAUGCUGGAAAGGCACUCCCCAUUCGAGCCCAUUCCUUUUUGUCGAAAAAGAACAUAAUUGCCGGAUGAAUUGCCUAACAUUUUGUACUUUGCAAAGCAUGUAAGAUUCUGUAACAACAUCCCCUGGUUAUAGUUGUUAGAGCCUACUACCGUC